Messenger RNA from Paramecium primaurelia, 711 nucleotides. NCBI's taxonomy places the organism in Eukaryota, Ciliophora, Oligohymenophorea, Peniculida, Parameciidae. The record is from the annotation of a GenBank genome assembly.
AUGGAAUUGGAUUCAGAUACUAUGCUAUAGAUGACUUACGUUGAAAAGUGGUUUCAUUAAUUUAAUCCAGUUAAUGGAAUUUUUUAAAUCUCUCAUUCAAAUCCAAAUUUUGUCAAAAGGAUUGUUUCUUUGAUAAGUAUAACGUGUCGUACUACUUAAAUUGGAUAUUAUAUACUUCUUGGUACGAUAUAAGCAAAUUCUUUUUCCAUCUUAUUUUGAAUCUUUCAAUUUUGAAACAGGAUUGGAAAAUUCUUAAUUAUUAGCAUAUAGUUAAGGGAUUUCAUAUAUAUAAGGUAUUACAUUUAGAUUAAGACUCAUUAGAGACCAUUAUGUAGAGAUAGUUAAACUAACUACCAAAUUGAAAUAUGUAUACUAUAUAUAUAUAUAUAAAUUUAAGGGGUUGGAAGUAUUUUUUAAUAAGUUUAUCAUCAAUAUGGAGCGAUUAGAACUUAGUGGGAUGAAUGGUUUUAUUAAAGUUUUAAACUCUAUAAAAUAUUUGUAUCCAAAAAGUUUGAUGUAAACAAAGCAAAAAUGUUGAAUUCAAUUUCAGAGCUCAAAUUUUCAACUAAAAUUUUAGGAAAUCUUAACUUUGAUAUUAGUACUUCUUUAACACAUUUAAAAUUAAUUUCUACAAGAAAAUGUUAAUAAGGAAAAAAUUAAAAAUGGUAGUUGUGCCUGAAAAUGAUUGUUAGCUCCCUAUUGCCAAUAUGA